AUGGACACCACAUUUGAUGAAGAUCUCUUCUUCACCACUCUAUUGCAAAGUGGUGAACAAGGGAGAUCCACAAUCGUAAUGACUAGUAGCCAUGAUAAUGUUGGACUCCAAGCAACACUAUUGGAAGUUGAAAAAAGGCCACCUAGUAAGAAAACACAACAAGGUGUGUCUUUCACCGUAGAGGAGGACAAUCUCCUCAUGUCGGCUUGGCUCAAUAUUAGCAUGGAUGCUAUACAGGGGACGGAUCAAAAAUAUUCUCAAAUGUGGGAGAGAAUUAUCAAUUAUUAUAAUGAGCAUAAAAAUACUAGCAUGGGAAAUCGUUCUAGGGGGUCAUUGACCAAUCGAUGGUCGGUGAUCCAAAAAUGCACAAAUAAAUUUUGUGCUGCUGUGGCUCAAGUAGAAUCUUUGCAUCCAAGUGGUGCGAUAGAGCAGGACAAGAUUGAAAGAGCUAAAAUCAUGUAUAGAGAGAUUGAGAAGGCCACAUACAACAUGGAACAUUGUUGGUGUCUAUUGAGACACCAACCAAAAUGGCAACAACACGUGUCCAUGUUGUCUACGAUAAGGAAACCACAUGGAAAACGCCCUGCUAUGGCAGAGUCGACUCCACUAGGAGACGACGCGAUAGAUGACAACGUAGAGGUCUUUUUUGAGAGACCUCUAGGCAAGAAGGCUGAAAAAGAAAGGGAGAGAAAAAGGAAGGCUGCAGAAUCUUACAAUUCAUAA
Messenger RNA from Juglans microcarpa x Juglans regia, 723 nucleotides. RefSeq names its product glutathione S-transferase T3-like. The transcript has 2 exons. The record is from RefSeq and is a predicted model, not a curated record. Lineage: Eukaryota; Viridiplantae; Streptophyta; Magnoliopsida; Fagales; Juglandaceae. Bases 1 to 723 code for a protein of 240 amino acids.